Coturnix japonica (Japanese quail) is the source of this 22292-nucleotide messenger RNA. RefSeq names its product purine rich element binding protein G (gene PURG). Gene Ontology annotation, biological process: regulation of transcription by RNA polymerase II. Lineage: Eukaryota; Metazoa; Chordata; Aves; Galliformes; Phasianidae. Gene Ontology annotation, cellular component: nucleus. The record is from RefSeq and is a predicted model, not a curated record. Gene Ontology annotation, molecular function: RNA polymerase II transcription regulatory region sequence-specific DNA binding; purine-rich negative regulatory element binding; DNA-binding transcription factor activity, RNA polymerase II-specific.
UGAAGGGCAACGGCGGCGAUGGGUGCUAUGGGCUGAUUGGUAAAGAUGGAAAGAGGGAGAGGAGGAGGAGGAGGAGGAGGAGGAGGAAGGAACGUGGGGGGCUCCAGCCUGCACAGGAGCAUCUAUUCCCAGUCCCAGCAGCAGUACCAUUACACGGCCCCCUCUCAGGGGGGCUGUAUGGAGAUCCAGGAGCUGGCCUCCAAGAGGGUGGACAUCCAGAAAAAGCGAUUUUAUCUGGACGUGAAGCAGAGCUCCCGGGGCCGCUUCCUGAAGAUCGCAGAGGUCUGGAUCGGCAGAGGCAGGCAGGACAACAUCAGGAAAAGCAAGCUGACGCUCUCCCUGUCGGUGGCCGCAGAGCUGAAGGACUGCCUGGGUGAUUUCAUUGAGCACUACGCCCACUUGGGCCUGAAAGGUGGCCACAGGCACGAGCACAGCAAUGGCAAGGAGCAGCACUCGAGGCAGCGCCAGCAGCACCCGCCGCCCUCGCCCUCAGGCUCUGUGGGCUCCGAAGAGCACCCUCAUAGCGUCCUCAAGACAGAGUACAUCGAGAGGGACAACAGAAAAUAUUACCUUGACCUGAAGGAGAAUCAGCGGGGCCGCUUCUUGCGGAUCAGGCAGACGAUGAGCCGGGGACCUGGCAUGAUUGGUUAUUUUGGCCACAGCUUGGGACAGGAGCAGACUAUCGUCCUUCCGGCGCAAGGGAUGAUCGAGUUCAGGGAUGCUUUGGUCCAGCUGAUUGAAGAGUACGGCGAGGGGGACAUGGAGGAUCGCAGGGCUGGGGGAGAUGAGCCCCCUGAGCUCCCUGAGGGCACCUCCUUCCGAGUGGACAACAAGAGGUUCUACUUUGAUGUGGGAUCCAACAGGUAUGGCAUUUUUCUGAAGGUAAGUGAGGUGAGACCACCCUACCGUAACACCAUCACAGUUCCAUACAAAGCGUGGACAAGGUUUGGGGAAAAUUUUAUCAAGUAUGAAGAAGAGAUGAGGAGAAUUUGCAACAGCCAUAAAGAAAAAAGGAUGGAUGUCAGAGGGGACAGUGGUGAAGAGCAAGAGGGUCUCGAAUAGAGUGCACUGAACUGGCCGUCUGGCAAAAUAAAACAAAAAGCAGAUAUUGGUGAGAGGGACUCAUCUAUAGUAAUUUGAAGUUGCCCCUUUUUUUUUUUUUUUUUUUUUUUUUUGUAAAGUCCUUUUCUGAUAGUCUGUACUAACUCCAGUACGUAAUAUUAUGGGAGUCUGGUCAUCAUGCUAUAUUACACCCAAAACAUCUCUGUAUUUCUUAAGAAAGUACCAACCUCCCAAGUCUGUAUGAGUCAGCUUCUUUGAGUGCGGAAGACUAUGAAAGUAUACAUAUCAGCACAAAAAACAAAACAACAAAACUGCAUUCUGACCUUUAAAUAGUCUAGAUAAGGCUUGUGUUGCACUUCAGCGUGGUGCAGAAAAAACCCUCACGCUGAAAUGUAUCGGUUUCUGCUUAUGGCAGUUUUUCUGGAACUGAACUCUGCCUGUACUCAGUAAAAAGGCUGAAGAGCUGAGCCAUAGGGCACUCACUGCAAAAAUUGUCUUCGUGUUAAUUGCUCAGACAUGUAUGAGGAGAGGGAGAUGUUUAAAAAUGGGUAUCUGCUGGUUAUCGAGUUUGAAAUGAUGUUCUUUGUGGAUGAAAUCUCAAUAACCAGUCGGACCUUUAAUACUGUGCUAGUGGAGAGCAGAAGAUUUGUUAUUAAUCUCGUAGUUUUGUGCUAACCAAAUAACCUGAGUAUCCCAGGAUAGUGGAACUGUGCUCGAGUGCUAAGCCUUCCAAAUUAAUGGCAACAAGUCAUAAUCCAUUCUUCAUAUCCGUGUUCUGCCCACGCGGGGCUGACGAUUUUUUUAAUGCAUUCUUCAAAAUUUCAGAAGCUAUUUUUGUAGCUGGGGUGUUGUGGGUUCUGGCAGGAGGCUGUGGAACGGGUGUGCUGAGCCAGAUGGCUGCAGUGAUUGAGGUUCCAGGGUUCCCUCCCAGUUGUGAGAUGAACACGGCCACGAUUGUUACACACACGAGGACAACACCUGGGCAUUUCUUUCCUCCUGCUGUGAGGAAGACCUUUGGGGGGUUUGGUGCACCAUUUGAUCCGUACCAAAAUGCAUCUCGGUCCUAUUGAUCUGUAACACAUUUUCAAAGCCAUGGCUAAGGCGGUGUCAGAUUUUCUGUCACGUUGAUUUUACAGAUGUUAUUAGUACAACAUAAUACCAGUGCCCUGCCAUCGCCUCCUUCCCGCCCUGUUGAAGCUGAAGCUGAAAUCCAGCAAUUUGAUGCCUGGUUACUGACUGCUAGCUUUGUGCAAAGUCCGCUGGCAGCUCUGCAACCUGAACCUUACAGUCCUUGCCAGAAGAAUGCUGGGAGGGAAAAUGCAUAAAAUUAGCAGGCCUGAAGACUUUGAAAAUUCUUGGUCAUUUCUUCAAAAAUGGGUGUAUAUCAUUCAAGGGGCUUUUUCAGGCAUUGGGUGCUGGUUCCUCUCCUUCUGAAACCAUUGGGAGUUUGGUUGAGCUCCAGGUACUUCAAAUAAUGUGUUGUCCACCUUCAAGAUUUUUUUGAAGGAUGUGUUACUCUGUCUAGUCAGAUAUUUAUAAUCACUUGCAUUGUAUUUUGCAGAGUGGCCAAGUGUGCACGUGGACCAGAUGUUUUCCAUCUCAACCAUUCCACUUUUUUUUUGUAAAUCUGUUCAGAAAGGUAUUUAUCUUCACUCUUAGUCUGGACCCACCUGCACGCUGCAUGGCCACACUAAAUCCAAAAGCUAUUGCCUGUUAUAACAUUAACCAUAUCAAGAGAUGCUGGGGAGGCAGGGGUGGGAACUAAGAGGAUAAUCCGGACUUUAUUUUGGGUACUAAUAACAGUCCAUCUGUUUUAACUUAAAAAAAAAGAAAAAAGAAAAAAAAAAAAAAGCUUGCACCAAAGUCACCAAAGAACCUUUAGGAAAUGUUACAGUUGUGACAGAGAGUAAGGAAGUUAAUUUCACUGUUUUAGGUGAUUCGCCCUUUCCAUACAACUACAUAUAGCAGUUACAGCAAGCAAACAUUUGGCUUAGCAUCACAACAACCAUGCAUUUCUGCACAGACUGCUCUUCAGGCACUGUUUCAAGUCUGUAAGAGAUUUUCUCAUUCCACCACUUGAACUGCUAGCAGACCACAAUGAAUCAGCUAGAGGCAUUAUGGGGUACUGGUUCGUCUUUGCUUCUAGGCUUUUGGUUGCAAUGUUUUUAACAGGUUCGGUUAGCAAACCAUGACAAUAACUUCUCAUCCCAGUUGGUGUGAAACCAGAGUUUAGCAAGCGAGUCCUGGAUGCACAAGUCAGCGCGUCGCUGGCUGCUGCUGCCCAUCACAGUGCCUGGAGUAACAAUGAACUUAUUACAGAUCCCAACCAACUGGAGCUAUGAAUGUACAACUCUUUUAUGCUCGCCUUCCCGCUCCCGUGUGGCACUCCUCCCCUACGCACUCGACAUCUCCCAGUCCAAGUCCACGUCUGUGUCAAUGCAUUGUAAAAGCUGCCGCAUUGGAAUUUGCUUAGGUUAGGUGUGUAUUGUAAGUAGUCAUGCAUUCCUUCUGUUCCUUUGGUGUUAGUAAGGAAAAUACUUGCAAUGGGCAAAGUGAUUGAAAAGGCCUGUUUAUUCAUUUUGUCUUCUGUUAAAAAAAAAGAUGAGAUGCAAAAUGGCUUUCAUUAUUGCUACUCACUUGCCAUUUUGACAAAAGGGUAACUAAAUGCAGCUGGCUGUAUCUUAGUUAGACUGGUAUCUUUAACCCCUUUUUUUUUCUUUUAAAUCUUUUACCUAGUUCAUUAAUUGGCCUUCUGAGUGCAUUAGUGUAUUGUAAAUAGCAGCCAGGAAUCCAGUGCUUGCCUGCUGUGAGGCAGGGCCGGGUUCCAUGGAAUUCACUAAUGCAUGUACUCUCCCCAUGUGGGAUGCACCUUAGUAUCCAAAACUGGAUGGGAUCUUCACAUUCACAGCGAACGACCAGUGGGUAAACCACUAGCGACAGGUUUCCACGGAAAUGUAAAGCACUGGUGCUUGCAAAUAUUGUCAUUGGAGGAUAAAACAGACUAACUCAAAAUGUAGCAAUGCAAGAUUGUACCAGUUAGAUUUGGAAACGGGUUCAUCGUUAUUUUUGGCAGUGCAUUUUCAGUGUCGGAGAGCAGCAAUAACGUAGGCUGCUUGUGUGCAGAAGGGCCCGUUGCAAUGCUUAUGCAUGUCAAAUGUUCAUUCCCUGUGCUCUAAAACUGCCAUGUCCCUUAAACUUGAGAAAACACAAGCUUAUUUGCACUAGAAAGAACGGCCAAAAACAAUACUAGGAGGACAGGGUGAAGAGUACCAGUCUGAACCUCUUUUCUCAUGAGAAAAUUUCCUAUUAAAGUCCUCACCUCUGUUUCAAAAUUGUAUGGUCCAGACAGAAGUCUGUCAGUUCAAUAAGAAAAUCCUAAUGCACUUUAUAUUGUGUAAAUAAUAGGAGCACGUUUCUGCCACUGGUCUGGCAGGGGGUGCUUCAGCAUUGCAAUCUGAAUCUAGAAGAGGUCGUAUCCUGCGUGCACGUGUCUGGUACGGACCUGUUGUACCUUCUUGACCCAGUUCCUGGACAGGAGUGUUGGUACAGAUCCUCUGAGCUCAUCAAAGUGGGACUCUGAGAUGUAGCGUGCAGUGCUGCUGGACAGCCUGAGCUGGUGGCAGUGCCUUCUGCGGCUCUCCAGCAGCUCAGGUCUGCUCUGAACAUUGAUGCUGAGCCUGACAAACAAGAUUUUCAAGGAUGUAGCGUGGGCCACACCAAAUUCUUGUGCUUAGCUUUCCUGUGGGUCAGUGCAGACACUUGUGCCGUCCCUCAAGGGCUUGCUUUGAGAAUAAGGUGUUACGGAGGCUUUGCCAGCUGACCCCCACCUGCUGUGAAGAAGCUGCCUUUCUUGGCAGAAGAUUAGCAGAGCAGCACACUGACAAGGGGCUGGAAGGCUUCGUGUGGCCAGGUUCCCCACAUGGCACUGCGAGGCGGUGACAGAAAUCACAUCUUGGGGACACGCAUGGUGAGCUCCACCCUGAAAGAUGCAGCCGUGGCAGUAAUCUGCUCUUUGUCGUGUUUCUUGUAUGUACUCAAUAUAUAAAAAUUCAUAUUCACGUAUAGGCAUUGAUAUAUUUAUGUGAGUAUGUUGUAGCCUGUAGUAGCUCGUAACAAAAUAAUCUAUUUAUCUGAAGUACACAGUCUAAAGACGGGGCUUAAAAGGCAGUUUCUCAUACUAUCAGUUUGGAUAAACGCGUUAUUUCACUGAGAGCACCUUGCCUGCUGCUUAUCAUGGCCCUUUUAGGAUUUUGGCUUUUAAGCACUUUCAUUUCUUAGGUUUUCAGUGAAGCUGCAAAGAAAACGUAGGCAAGAGAAGGGAAAACUUUACUUCAAGGCGUGGUGCAGGUAAAGUAAGAGCUGCAGUUAACAGCCAGUUGCUGCUCCACAGGUCACAUUGCAUCCCCCAUUUUAAAAUCCCUCUACUCUGCAAACCUUUACAUUCAUAAAAUAUGCCAUUGUAAGGAUAAAAAAAUGGCCUUUAUUUUAAAAAAAAAAUAAAAUCCUAUUCAAUUAUCAAAAUGCGCAUUGGCAUCCAUUUUUUUUUUUUCUGCUGAAGAUGUUGUAGUCUAAUGUUUGCACCAUUUAUUUCCCAAGGCCUGUUCCAGAGACCUAAACUUGUGUGGAAGGCAGCUGGUAGUGGCCAGGAAACCUGUUGCUUUCCUGACUUGCAGCUUUUUUAUCCAUGUGUCGUAAUUUUUCUAGCAGAAAAGAGUUUAUUAGUGUGUAUUUUUAUUGUGCAGACUUUGCACCCUAUGUAAAAUUAAUGAAUAAGCAGGUUUCAGUUCUAUUGCAUACUUUUUGCUGUAGAUAUGGUAUAUAUAUAUACAUUUUAAAGUAAUUCUUAAAGAAAAGUAUACCUUCAAUUUAAUUUUCUAUGCUGUCUCCUCCAAAAUUAAAAUGUCCUUUAUUUUUAAUGACCUAACAUAUUGUGAUGACUAAAAUCUGCCUUCCCCUCCCUGCUCCUCUAUUCCUUUUAGACAAAGGUUGCAUUUGAAAUACCUAGUUUAUCCAAGAAAGACUGGAAGUCAAGGCUACACUGAACUCAUCACAAGCUACUUGCAUGUUAGUCCUCCUCAUGGGUGCUUUGAGCAGAAAUCAUCUGAUGAUGGCAAGGCUCCUGAUGUGUUGGUGUGAGCCUGAUGUGCUUGUGUAGCUGCCCUGUUGGGCUCAAGUCUCAGACCUCAUCAUGCUGGACGGGGAUGUAGACACAAGCCUGAAGUGGCUGCAGGCUGAAGCUGUUCUCAUCUUCAGGGAUGAUGCUCUGCAUGCAUGGUGACUGAUGGUGCUAUUUCCGUCCAUGGGUCUAUAAGGCAUUGUCUCUGUUCAGCAGUGGCUGUGUCACCUGUAUUUUUCACACUACCCAUGGUGAUGUCUUUUGUUGACCCCACUGUCGUGUUAUUUUCAUCUGGAGUUGUGAAAAUUUCAUUGUGUGGUCGCAAAACCAAGCAGAAUUGAAUAGGUGGAAAAGCAAAACCCACCUGCUGUGCUUUGCUCUCUCUUGCGGGCAUGCAGCCCAUGUGGGGCUGUGGUUCUUGUGAAGCUUUGCAGUUUCUCCCUCCUUAUCCAAGGUGCUCGUAGCUUCUUACCUCUUGGCCUGUUGGGGUUAUGCGUGUACAGCAGUGGACAUCUGUGCUAAUUCAGCCUUGUCUAAAACUGGCUGAAAUCCGUAGGAUCACAGGAAAACACCCUGCGCUUGAGGGCAUGAGGUUCUUCAGGGCUCAGGCAUUUGAAACAGGUUGAAGUCACGUCUUUUGCCACUCUGUUUUUCCCAAACCCACAGAAGCUUUAAUAGGCUGACACCAGUUUUUACACGAUAAUUCUGGUGCUACCAGUUGUCAUCGUGCUGGAGUUGUUCUUCCUAAUGUUUUCUCAUGCCCAUGCUUGGUUCCCCACCUGUAUCUCCAUCGAUGAUAUUUAAAAACAUUGGGAUAAAAUAGGGUGCCAGGAGUUACAGAGAUCUCGGACAGGUCCUGAUAUCUACAGCUUGCAGCAGCAUGACCAAAACACUGCCUUUCCACUGACAUUCCCCUAAUGAAAUAUGGCAGGGGAAUUACCUGUAGGAAUCACUGCGUAGCUUUUCUUGCUGGCACUUAACAGAGAAGCUUGAGACCUGGCUUCUCCAAGAGAGAAUUCUUACAUCCUAAUUUCUUUAAUAAUGUUAAGGAAAGUGGUAGGUGACAUUGAAUAAAAAUUGUUUUUCCAGAAAUGUCAAAGCAUACGCUGAGGUUUCAGAACUUGGAUGGCGCUUUGGCAUUUCUGUGAUUAAUGUGAUUAGAAUUCCUGCUGCAUGCCAAGGCGCCGUGCGAAACAUAGGCCAGCGGCCUCAGGGGCCUUGUCUUUACAUUAACUUCUGGAAAUCUACACACUGGUGUUACACGCUGGCCUUUUUGUGCGUGUUGUACAUGUUUUGUAUUCAUACCAUCUGCAGAGGUACAAACAUCAGCCCAACAUCAAGGUACCCUAAUACCACUCCAAUAAAGCUCUCGCUAAUUACUUUGUGAUCAUUUCCCUAGUUGACAGGUUACCUCAAAAUGCAUCAUGAGGCAUGGGGGAAUCACUGGCUGUUCAGAAUGUGGGCAAUGUACCUUAUUUACAGGGAUGUAUGCUGCCUUUUAAGUGUUUAAACCUGUCCUGUGUGCUACUGUCAAAUAGGAAGGGGCAACAGCUCCUGCAUCCAAGCUCUUGGUUAAAGAUGUGGCUGCAAGGUCACUUAGUCACUGUAGGGCAAGUCCCUUCCACAGGUAGAAGGGCUUUGCAUCUGGCCACUUCUUAAUCUUGCUAAUUUGCCCUGAACAGAUUAAUUUGAGGAAAAGAUACCUUCCAUGUCAGCUGCUGGUUAACCUCAAGUUUCUGCAUGUGUUCCCAUCUGGAGGUUGUUUUCAAUGUGUUUUGUUGGCAAGAAACAGUGGGAGAAGGGGAUUGUGAAUAGGGACAUGCUUCCCACCAAGUUAGAGGAAUGGAAAGGCAGAAGGGGGUGGUGGGCAGCAAGGACCGGAUUCAUGCCCCAGGGAAUUGCAGAGCAGUGCUUCCGUCUAUGGUAUGGGGAAGAGGAGGCACUGCCAGCACUUGAGCCCUCCUCUUUGCUCAGGUCCAGCCUAGCUAGAGGUAGCCUAAGCUUGUCCAGGGGCACAUGCAGAAGCCUAUGGGAGUGUGCAAGUGUUGACUGCCUGUGAAGUUUUCCCUUGCUAUCUCAAUGUGUGCAGCGCUGCGUGUACUUUUUAUGCAUAAGGAACCAGUGGGAGUGACUUCCCUGUUGGACAGCUGUUCCUGUGCACUGGGGAAGAAGGGUUCAGUAAGGGCUGAAGGGAUUUGAGGGAAAGAAAGGUUGGCCCCACUGUGCAAACAGCUUUCCAAAAGCGUGUUCUGUGCUAUUUUUGCAAAGGAUUUGUGCAGUUUUUAACAAGGUUCUUUGCAAGUGAUCAUCACUGUUAUAGCAUUUCUGUGCCUGGAGCCCAGUGCUUGUACUCUGAGGCCUGCUUAACAGAAGCAGCCAAUGUUAGCAACUGUUGAAAGCCAUGUUUUCCUUUGAACAAGUGAAGUGCUGUAAUAAUGGCAAGUACUCCACAUAAACUGCCAGCAUCGAAAACCGGGCCUCCCAGUUAACUUUGGCUUUAUUCUGCCUAUGCCUAUGUUCCCCAGUGCUACAAUGAGCUGUAGUCAGUGAUACCUCCCCCUACCUCAGUGGAGUGUGAGAAAGUUGAGUUCAUUUGGCAUUGCAGUUUUUGUGAUCAAUAGUGAUGUCUCUAAAAGAAAAACAAGGAAGAUAUUUUGGAUGCAACAUACUAGAUAGGUAUGUCUGCAGUGUUUGGAAGGUAAGGCUUGGACAACUGCAGAAUGAUGGAUCAAAAAGAAAUCUAUAUGCUAGAGAAGAAGAGGCAGUUGUAAAGGAAUUGCAUAUCCAAAGGUCAGAAUUUAAGAUUACUCAGUCCUUAAUUCUGACACUUUCUGACUUCUACUUAGUUUUCCAAUUUUUUUUUUCUGGUGCUUUGUAUAAACUAUACUGGCAUGUUGUCUUCUUGAGAAAGAUGCUGAGUUGUCAAAUAGAUUUGUUUUUGUGAUCUUGAAUACCUUGAAUGGUGUCUCACAAAUUGUGCAAGAACUCCUCCAUCUCAGCGUCCCCUCAUGAAGGAAGGACCAAACAAAUCUAAGGGUGAGGAGAACACAGGGAUGUUUAAUAGGAUGUAUUAUGAUGGAGUUGGCAAGGACCUUGAGAGAACAUCAACAGUGUCCCCUAGGCAAAGAUUAGCUAAACCAGACGCCUCCCUCACAUUGGUCUUCAACCUGGCUGGAACUCAGUUUGAAGAAUGGCACAAAGGAAGUAUCUGACAGUAAACUUAAAUCUGCUGUUGCAGAGGUGUCUACAAGGAUAUGUUUCAGAGUCCACACAGCACAAAGGCAUCUGUAUUUCUUCCAUUUAAACAAUGUGAAGAAAAAAAAAAUUGCUUUCUUGAAAUAUCCAGCAAGGGAUAUUCACAGUGGUUCACCCUGCUUACUGUUGGAUACCUUUCCUCCUGUCCAACCUAUUCUGUCUCUUUUAGUCUUACAGGCCACAUUCUCAAGAGGAGUUAUGGAAACAGUUUGUUUCCUUUCUUGCUUGCAGCUCUUUACAUAAUUAAAGACUGUUGUCAGGUCUCUUCUGUAUCCUCUUCUAGGCAUUUAUAAAGCUUUCCACCGAUGGUAGUUUGCAGUUCUUGCCACGUUCUUACUGAUUCUUUUCUCUAGGCUCUUUCUGAUCAGUCUGUCUCUUUCUUGAACACAGAAUUAGAAAAUCCAAAAUCAAGUGACAUACAUGUGUUGCCAUCUUGCCAGCCUCAAGCAAAAGCAUCACAAACAAUUUAAGAUUUUAUAUACUCAGUGUGCUGGGUUUUACAACAGCAUGCUUGCUGACUUGAGCGCUGUUUCAAACUGUGUCCUUUCAGCUCCUCUGUGGCUGAGCUAGGACAAAGGCAAUCAUUUUUCAGUCUUUGCAGAGAGGCUUUUUCCUGCUUUGACACAGAAGCUUGCAUUUAUCCUGACCAAACUGUGUUUUAUUUCUUUUCAGAUAAUUUCUUGACCUUGUCCAAGAUCAGUCUCAGUUCUCAGUGCUUACGGUCCUUCCCAGGGUUGUGCCAUCUGCAGGUUAAAUAAUUAUUAUCCAUCCUCAAAUCAUCAGUUUACAUGUCAGAAGAGCAGCACCCAAGGCAGGCAGACCUCAACAGGACCUCUCUUGAUAUCUUCCAGCAGACUGACUGUGAUACUAAUUAAACGAGCUAAUUGUAGAAAUUAUAACCUGUUCCUCCUUUAGGCUGUUUCUUUCUCCAACUGUUGACUUGUUUUUCUCCAUGUUUUUUUCUGCAUAGGCUACAUAGAGUCCAAACAGUUUUUGCCCUUCUUUAAUAGUUUGGAAAAUCGGGGCUAUUAAAAUAUCACAGUAUGCAUUUUCCAUGAAGCCUGACAAUAUAAAUCUGUUUUGUACAUGGUAGGUUGACAAAACACCACCUAACAACAUUCAUGCCUCCACUUAGUUCUGAUUAGGACAUAGGAAAAAAAUAAAUAACAGGCCUUCACCUCAAUAUUAUUAUUUCAUUGACAUUCCCCAUCUUCACAACAUUUAGAUUUGGACUGCUUCAGCAGUCAUAAGCUCAAGAUAUGUUCCUCCUUGUAGGCUUUCCUUGUAGGCAUGCCCAGACCUGGAUAAACCAGGAGUGUGUGAUGGAGAGGAAAAUACAUAUUCUUGCAAAUCAGCCUCAAAAUCUGCUCAUGAUCUAACUGUCAAAAGAAUGCAAAAUAACUGCUUGAAGAGCUCUGCUGUUUUUGGUUUAGUUUUUGUUUUUGUUUUUAAUUAUUUUAUUUUGUUUUUGUUUUGUCUUGUUUCUAUUUCCAAGAAGUUUAAUCUGUGUUGAAAGUUAAUUGGAUUUUCUUUCGUAGCAUUUUUACUGCAAGGUGAUCCAACAGUUUUGUGUAGGUUUAGCUAUAAAGAAGUUCCUCCUAUUCUAUGCAGCAUCUUGCAUUGCUCUAUUCAUUUGACACAUAUAUCUGAGCGCCUUCCAGAAGCGCAUUUAAGCAUAAUGACUAACAUCUGUCACACAGCAGUUGUUCUUUCUUUCAUUCUCUUCCUCAGAGAAGGCUGGAUGUGCCAAUGCAGCCCUGGUAUUUUUAACAUAAAUUAAUUAUCCAUUCUGUUCUGCAUUAAUGUCCUAAAUGGUGAGCUGAAGCACAUCUUGUGCUAACAGCAGUAGACCCUUACAGCUUCACAGCUAGGAGCAAACCAGAGAACUUUGGGGCUCCCAGCUAGCAAAGUCUGGCAUCUGCACAGAAGGUUGGCAUUGCACUGGAGGAGAACUUUCCUCCUCAAACUUCACCUACCUCUAAAUGUUGGGGGAGCACAAGGAGCAUCGAGGAUUUUGCUGUUACUCUCUGUUUGCGAAUUAUCUGAUGCAAAAAAGAUCUCGCCUCCAGAGAGCAAAUGAAAAGCCAAAGGCAACUCUAAGUUCAGGCAGAGGAGCUUGAGCAGGUGAGGCAGGUGCUAUCUUGUUACUGACUUUUAAAGUCUGUGUUCACACCAAAUACCUUUCCAGUCACUUCUGGUCUCCCUGGCUCCACCUUAUCUGGUAGGUUACCACUUCAUCCUCCUCUCUGGAAAAUAAAGGUAUUUAUUGUAUGGGUUUCUGGCUUCUAAAUGCUCUCUGGCAAGUGAAUGUUGUCAAUGAGCGUGAAUUUAGCAUCCAUCUCUUGUUCCACUCAUAAUCAUAAAAUAAAUAUUUUACUUACAAGUCUUCUAAAGCUGCAGUGUCCUCAUGAUUGCUUUUAUUUCUCUCACAAAAGGCUGGUGAAGAAAAGCCUCCAUGGCACCCUUCCCAUGUGCAGCACCUUGCUGCAGGCAGCAGUGAUCUGCUGCAAAUGAAAGAAGCCCCCCGAUGACCAUUGGCAGGUUUAGAGCAUGUACUGCAAGCCCAGAGAUUAUAGGCCAAAGUUUUCUGUUAAUCUCUAAAAUACUGGAGACAGCUUUUUAACUUUGAUCAGGCUUCAUAAUGCCCUCAACCUGGCAGAAUUAGGAAGACAGCUUUUUGGCUCAGACCCUUACUUAGAAGGCUGGGAACAAGCAGUCGAUGAGGUGAACCAAGCCUCGUUCCUGUUAUCUCAGAACAUAUCUUUUCAAUUGGUAUUUUAUUAUUUCUCUCCAUCUGGUUGCAAAACAUCAAGGUCACUAGAGCAGUGUAGAUAGCAGCCUGUGUCUGACGUUCUUUGGCCUUAACCAUUCCAAUAACUAAAGGCAUCCUGUUUUGCAGCCUUCAUGUGCUUGAGCAAUUGUUGCAUGGACAGUGGGAAUUUGGGAGCACACAGGUGUUAACUGUAGGUUGAAGCAAGUUUCUGGAGGUUGUGGGUCACGUUGCAGUAAAGCAGUAGUUAUUUAGCUUAGCAGUUAUUUAGUGACUCUUGCUUAUUCAUUCUGUGAUCAUUCUCAUAUCACUUAGGGCAGGGGAUCCUCUUACCCUCCUCAGCCUCUUAGACUUUUGACAGUGUGAAGAAGCUCACGUCCUCUUCCAUUCUGCUUCAUUACACUUGAUGUCCUCAAGUUUCAAUAACACAGAAAGUACAAAUUUGUAUUGCCCUGGGUUUUUUUAGGUUGUAAUGAGUUUUAACUUUGGACUUGCUAUUUUUUUAAUUGCAUACAAGUGGCUCAUUUCCCUCUUAAAACAGAGAGGGAAAAUAAUAAUAAAAAAAUAAAUUAGCUAAACACCCAUGCUUGCUUUCAGAGCCUGAGAGGUGCACUGGAUUAACACUGGAGGGAUGGUUUGCCACUGUGGUAUUUGGUCAUUGAGGUAAGCACAGCAAACGCAGCAACAGUCUCACUCUUUGUCCACGCUGCAACCCUGCAGCAGCCCUUGAACUGUUUCGAUACAUCUUGGGGUGCCCUCUGCAGCUGCUCAAACCCCUUGCCAGCCUCUUCCUCUUUGCAGCUGUGAGGCUGCGUGAAAGAGGAAAAGCAGGAGACAACAACAUGGGUGUUUUUCACUCACCUCAGCCUAAACACCAGCCUCUGUUUGGCAGCCAGUCUUUCAGGAGCCUUUUCUGCAGUCAUUCUUGCUAGCAUCUCCAGCAGAGAUCUUUCAUCCUGUCCAGCUCACAAGCCUUGGUAACUGAAGCAGUCUCAGGCAGCUAUAUGAUGGAACUCCAUAAUGCUAAAUAUUACCAGGUUCAGAAAAUGUGACUCCGAUGGAAGGCUUGGACUAAGUUAGCAAGAACAUACAUUUUUUUAUAUGCACUUGCAGAGGGGCUUCACUUCAACCUUCCACAAAAGGCUUUCGAGCCAGCCAGCAAUUUUUUUUAAUUUAUUUAUUAAAGAAUAAAAACCAGUAGGUUUGUACUAGAAAAAAACUAGAACUCUCUUUUACCAGUGAAGGAUUUUUUCCCUCCCCCUUGAUGCAGAAACCAAUGCAAAAUAAGAGUUGCAAUAUCAGAGGAGAUCAGAGAAAAGUGUUCCUCUGGAUGGAGUUUGAUGCAAUUUUAAGCUGCUUGUAGAAGAUUGGCUGUGAAGGUAAACUAAUUUGGGCUGAAAAAGCUGUUGCUGUUCAACUAUAUUGGGUACGCUUCAGUAAUGGUCCAAAAUAGCUUUUUUUUUCUUUUUUUUUUAACCACCUCUGACAUCUAUGAAAGCUAAACCUAUUUUUUGUCUUAGAUUGAAGGUGUGAUUCUUGCUGGAAGAAACUUACAUUUUUUAGAAACCAUCUCAGAAAGACAUUUAAAGCCAAAAAUAUCGUACGGAAGCCUAAAGAGAACAAAACAGAAAUCACAGAUCUGAGUCAACACCAGGCUGCCAUGUGCAGAGAUUUAUGGCUAAGUUAGGUAUGAGUUGUGACCCACCUGCCUGCAUUUCUGGCCACUCCCAGGCUCAGCCUGGUGCCUGCAGAGCCCCUGACCAAGGCUGGCCCCUCUUACUCUUCCUGCAUGGUAAUGGUGCUGCAGCAUAGGAACCAGGCAAGAACUUGAGUUGGAGGGCUGCAUUUUGGGGGCCCUCUGCUUCUGAUGCAAUACUUGGUCAUUGGCUGCUGUCAAUAAAGACUUUCUACCAACCUAACCUCCCCACUGUUUCAACUGCAUCUUACCCUCUUUUCUUUCUACUAAUAGAUACUGUACAUACUGCUCAACAGCUGCAGCAUUUAAUUCCAGAAGCUGUAGUUGGUGGCAGGCAAAGUGAUCUGCAUACAACCUCUACCUUACUCAUAAUUGUACAUUACGAAGCUUAGCCAGCAGUAAUAAAAUGUUUUGCUUUCAACGUGCAGUCCCCAUGGUCCAAUGUUCCCAUCGUCAGGCUCCACUGUUACAGAAGUGCAUCGUGUCAGUGUUCUCUGGCUGCCUUCAGUUUCAUGAUGCUGGAUGCAGACCAUAAUGCCCAGCUAUGCGGGUGGGUAUCCAGCUAGGACUAGAAAGCAGAUACGUAGUUGUUUAAUGCUUCUAGGCUCAGAAAAUGCACAAAGGCUCUGAAGUUAGACUUCAGAUGUCCCUGCAUGCCUACUGACUUUCUAUUUUCUGCUGCUUCAAUGCUUGCUGCAAUAGAGGGGUUGUGGUGGCAGCAUCCCUCAGUAGAAGGAGCAGCAGCUGUGGUUAGAAGGUCCUGUGAAUGAAUUCAUCACACACAUAUCACUCCCAUGGGUACCCUUCCAGGUUCAUCCAGGUGGCCACACAAGGGGCUGUCUUUCCUGGCCAUAAACCAGGAAAAAAGUUGCACGCUUCUUUCCCCAUGUGAUAGUCUCACCGUGCAGCUUUGGGUAUAGGUUGUUUCUCACUGCUCUGAACCUACUGCUUGGUUUCCUUCAUCCCUUUCUGGACCAUUCCAAGAGUUCAUGACUUUACACUUUUUUUUCUUAUACACAAAAAGAAGCAUUUCUCUGUCAUCCUACAUGAUGGAUAUUUUUGUGCAGGGACAAGAUGCUUCUUAUUCACAUGUAAAUAAUCAUGUAAGUGCAGAAAUUCUAAAGCCUGCUGCAUUUUUUGGAUAUCAUUUUGUUUUACACAUCAUUAAUGCUUUUAUGGAAAAGAUGUUUUAACUUAUACAUAAUUUAAGGGCAUAUGAUUUUCCUGCUGUAUGCUGAAAGCAUGCAUUUCAAAGCACAAAUUUCAGAGCUCUACUUCUGUGGGUUGCAUUAGAUUCAUAGCUGGUAUGAGUUGAACUGGAUGCAGUUUCCCAUACUCAAGGCUCAUAACGUUUAGUUUCCAGGUGCAGGUGUGCACUCUCCCUUGCUGGAGCUGAAAUUAGGCUCCUUCCAUGCGAUUGGUGUGGGCUCAGUUUGGCACAUCUCGGUCCCCAGGCACCAUCCCCACAGCUCUGGGAAUUUUCCAGGCAGGGGAUCUAUGGAGCUGUAGUGUGUAUCUGCAUUUGUGCCUUUUUUGGGCAGUGGUAAGACAGCCUCUGUAUGGAGAUUGCCAUUUAGUAAAUAAGCUUCUUCUCAAGCACCAACACUAGGGCUGCAAAAGAUGGAUGAUUAUUUCUUUGCAGAAUUGGUUUUCUGCUGCAGGAUCUGGAUUUUGUUCAUUUGCAUAUAAUUAAAAAUGGCCCCCUGUCUUCAGUUUGCAUUAUGCCUGUGGUACUGAGCAAUCUUGGAUCGCGUUUUACUCUGCACUGUGCUGUGUCUGGGAAUCACUUUAUUCGUCACUGAAAAUCAGCUUUGAAUUGUGGCAUACGGAUAUCUGCAAGCUUCGAUGCAGCAAAAGCCUCUGCUUCCAAAAAUAAAAUGUUGCUUCUCAUAAACUUUCAAAUGAGUUGUUUUUUAGUGACUGGAAAAGUUGCCAAGAAUAUCUGCAUGAAAAUCGAACAUGCUGACUGAAGCAUGGAUUUACUGAUGCCUUUAAAAACCAGGUCUUAGCAGCACUCAGGCUGCAGGUAAAGGUGCAGGCUGUAUGAUUUCCUGUGACACUUCGGUGCAACACCAACCUGGUGUGAAAAGCCUGUUUGUUUGCUUUCCUGUAUGUGAUCCCAAAGGACACCGUGUGCUGCUGUGCCAGGGUAGCGGUGAGAUGGUCCCAGCGUGACAUGAGAGGCAGCCUGUGCACUGCUCUUCUUGGAGAAAAUGUGGAACAGCUGUGCUGUUUACAAAUGGCUGCAGUCCACGUGGAGGUGAAAUAGCAAGGAGUCGCAAGCAUAUGUAAGGGCCUCUCUCCCAGGCAGCAAAAAUAUAGCACACUUGGACACCUUCCUUGAGAGAGCAGUGUGGAAAACUACCCUGCAAUUUGAUGAGGUUUUCUAGCAUUAGAUUUAUUAUCCAUUGAUUAUCAUUUGCCAGAAAUCUUUACCAUCAGAAAAGAACACCCAAUAAAUCAAUAAAUAAAUAAGACUGUGAAAAUGAGUAAUUUUUGUACUGUACUUUCCAUGCUGGCACAUUUUCAGUACAUACAGUGUUUGCUUUUGGUCUCAACACUGAGAUCAGUGUUACUGAAACAAAACAUUUUCUGUGUAUCUAGAUACAAAAGAUGGUAAUACAUGGCAGCGUUGCAAGAUCUGCAUAGUGCGUGUGAUAAGAAAUGUGGCAGCUUCUUUGCCCAGCAUAAUGUCCAACAACUGCUUGUAAUCUUGCAUGUCUCCAUCGCUGCUAUGAAAGCGGAGAUGUGCAAGUUUGCACUGUUGUUCCCUGGUGAGCUUUAGGUGGGAGCAGGCUAUGUCUGCAGCAGGCCAGCUCAGAUCUUCAGUAGCUGCUGCCUGCAGCUGCACGGAGGGUUGAAACACAAAAGCCAGGGUCACAGGACGGAUUCUUUCAGCAGUUUCCUUGUCUGGAUCAGCACUGCAGGUGCUGUGAAGCUGGUGCUUCACAAACUCCCCAACUCCCCAAAUUGUCCGACUCUCAGAUCUUAUCCAGACUUGUCUUUUUCCUGCUCUGUGUCUGCACAGUAGGAUCUGUGUUCUUAGCUCCAGGAUCCCUCACCUUGGAUUUUGCUUGUUUAAGUACAUGUCUUUGGAGCAGCACUGGAAUCGGGGCACUGUUUCUGAAGUUCCUUUUCUCCUUGGGUAUUAGCAUUAUCUGUUUCUGAAAAAUCACCUCUCUGACAUUUGCUGACUGGUUCAGUACAGGAAGAGGUUUACAGUCGUACCUGGAACAUUCCACUACACAUGCAAGGUGCAGUUCUCCCUGUUUUGACAGCCCAGAAGUGAUUUACAGAACUCAGAAAGUACCGCCAAACACAGACGGCAGCUUUUGACUGCAAACUCCAGCAAGCCAAUGCUUUCAUUUUAAACAGAGCUUUCUCCAUGAAGCUUUGCACGUGGCUGACAUGCAUCAGGUAUUGGCCAGCUAGGGGUUGCCUGGUAAAACACUUGCAAGAGUUGACAAGUAUGCAAACAGAGCCUGGGAAGGUAUGAUGUUCAGUGAUCAUUUUGUUGGGUACCUGCUGAAACCUUUUGAGACAUCUAAGCUUGACUGUUUAUUUUCCUGAGGUCCUGCUACUCCAGCUUUCUACUCGUCCUCUCAUAUCCCCCUCAGUUUAGCUGCCUGGUCCUCAUAGGUCUGUCCUAGGUUGCCCAGGCUUUCAGGUCAACAUGGUUAUUCACAGGGAACAAAAAAGCCAAUGGCUGGAAUAGGAGAAGCAGAAGUCAGCAUGCAGCAUGUCUUGUGUGUUUAAGGAGAAGAAAGGACAGCAUCUGGCCUCUGUCAGGAAGGGUUCCCUACACCCAGCCUCCUUCAAGGAGCAUGCAGAGCUGGGUGGAGGCAGAUAUCUUGACUGCUUGGUCCAGUCUUCCUGCAGCUUCCUUCCUUCUUACGUGUCUCCUGUCUUGUAGUCGCCCAGCUGUGUGGUACAGUGUGCUAGACAUGUUAAGGUGAUGUCUGCACAUCCAAAGUCCUUCCUGGGGAUGUUUUCCUUCAUGAAAACGAAGAUCGGAUGUUAGGAACGUUGAUAUUUACUAGGCGGCUUUCAUUGUCUUGUUCUUGCACUAAUUGUCCUUUCACCGAUAGGGUGGUGAAGAGAAAAAAGCCGGCUUAAAGCGUAGUCAGAAAGCGAAAGUAUAAAAGUAUAGAUACAAACCCACCAGUAAGUACAUAAAUAGGUUAACUGUAUGAUAGCGUGUAAAAGGAGGCAGUCUGCAGCGUGACUCCUCUGUAAACUGCAUGAUAGCAUUGGUGAAGCCUGCUGCAGACACUCGGCAGGCUUCCCAGGGUUGCUUUUGCUAGACUUUGAGUAUCAUAGUUGCAAAGACUCGUAACUGUUCUGAGAGACUCUUGUUUUGUUCGUAAGCUGUGGCCCUUUGCUUUCUGAAUCGGUUCAUAGUGAUGGAGUUAAUGGAGCUGUUCUUUAUCGUAACCUAAAAGGUGUCAGUCGUUUGCUUGUAUGUGUUCACAAGCUGACCCGUAGCGUUAUGCAUCCCUGAAAUGGUGUGAUUUGAAGCACUUUUGGUGUGGCAUGUACAGUUGCAGUGCCAUCUGGUUUUGAUUUCAUCCCUAGCUAUCACACAUGUUCUCCCCAUGUUUUGGACACUGAACCAAACAAACUUUAAAACUAGCACUUUAAGUACUAGUGGUCACUUUGCUUCUGACUAUAUUGAGCACUGCACUUUUGUAAGUACUAUUAGCACUGAGUUUUGAACCACUUUUUUCCCCCAGUCCAUUUAGUCUCUUACACACGGUGUUAAUUACUUAGGGGCCAUCGGAAGAUAAUUUUGAGGUGUAUGUGCCCACUGUCUGGUGCCUAAUUUCCACUGCAUAUCUCUUAGCAGUUUGAUAAGUGAGGGAAAUGAAACCGUCAAAAGAUUGUUUUUACCCAGUAGACUGAACAUCUGUGUCAUUGACAUCCAGGCAGAUGUGGUUGCUAUAAACUUUGAGGUCAUUCAGAGAACUAAGCGCAUGGUUGUUUUUAACACCAAAGAUAUGGAGAAAUCUCGAAAGGGAUUGGGAUAGUGCAAGAUGGUGUAAUUUACACUUCGAUUUGCACGGACAGCAGGAUGUGAGACAGAACCAGAGCUAAGAGUGUGUGGCAGAUACUCUCGGUUUUGGUAAGAGAACCCAAUCUGCAGUAGCAGGUUGGGUCAGCGGGAAAGCUAACUUGAAACUGCUUGUAAAUGCAGAUAACAGUAACAACUGCGCUCAAGCCAUUGCAAUACAAGCCGUCAUUGUGCCUGUACUGAAAGUGCUGUUGGGGUUGUUGUGGCUGAAACUACAAUAAUAAUAAUAAUAAUAAUAAUGAUAAAAUUAAAGGAAUUGCAAAUGAUGUAGACAAUGGAGCAUAUAACCACUGGGUUUGCUGUUGAGAUUGGAGAGAAGUAUGAGGGGCUUAGCAGGUCACGUGGUAAGAAGCCAUGUUGAUGUGCUUUCCUAUCUUUGUUAGAUUCCUGCAAUAUUUCAGCAUGGCUGGUGUGGGACCUGAGUUGCCUCUCCAGCACAAAAUCAGUGGGAUAGUUUGUCCCAAAUGGCAAAGUCAUAAUUCUCUAGGAUCUGAACGUGGGUGAUGAUCCUCAGGAUGCAGAAUGUUCCAAGUUUCAAUAUUCCAAAGCAUACCCUCUCAACCCACUGAUGUCUUUUGCUCCUCUAAAAGCCAUCAUGGGCUUACUGCAGCAACAAGUAUUCCACAGUGCUUGCAAGGGUUCUGUGCAUCCUUCCCAAUGAAGGAUCCAUGCAAGAAGCCCACAGGGGAGCCCUUCAUUGGAGCCUUUCCUUAGCAAUGCUCCUGGAUGGAAUUUGCUCCCUGGUGACAUGAGGGGGGUAAUAACUAUAUCAGUGCAGUCAAUUGCUUGAAGGAAGAGACCAGCUGGUUUUACUUUGCUUCAGCCUAGGCUUUCUUCUCCAAUAGAGCUUUAUGGGUUUGGACAUUCAUUCAGAAUUGAAGGUGGUUAAAAAGCAACAAGCUUUGAGCAGCCCAAAGUGUUAUGCUCUUAUAUUCUCCAUUGUGUGAUUUUGAAGUGGAAAUGUACAUAGAUUCCAGACUGUUUUUCAUCUCCUGGCCAAAUUAACCCUGCAAAUCUAGCUUUAAAGAACUAGCACCCAGUGGCUCGGGUGCUCUCUCUCAGUACCCAGGCGCUAGUGGAUGAGGAGAGCCUCUCAGAAAGGCCCACAGAGGGCCUCGGCCCUUCUGGCUGGCACUGAGACACAGUGGGAUGCUUUUCAGUAUUUCAGCCCACAUUCCAUCAUCCUCUGGGGAGCUGAGUGCUUUCUUUCCUCCUCGGGAAAGGAAGCUGGCAAGGAAGAGGGAUGCAGAACAGGUCUCUGUGUUUUUUUCCACAGGUAUAGUUUUUUGCCUCUCCAAGUUGGCAUCUCGUCAAAGGUAAAGUUAAGCAUUUUCUGCUGCACGGCACACAUAAGGCCUGAAUGUAAUGCAUAGCACAGCACCUUUUUCUCGGGAAGGACCUUUUAAGCAGAAGACGGUUCUUUUAGGGGAUUUCAGUUUGGGUUUGAGGCAGCUCAUGGGAAGUGCAUUGAAAUGGCACACGGACGAUGUCUUACCCACCUUUUCUUUCUCUCCAGCAGAGACAUUUUUAAUUUCUUUCCAUAGUUUAGAACUCUUUCCCAAAAGUGUUUCCCAGCCCAUGUGAAUGACCUUGAAAUGAGUCAAGUUUAUCAAACAAAUUGUGCACUGCAGGAAGCAGUCUCCAAAUGCACACACACCCAUGCACCCCUCAAUGUGUAUGUGCAUGUAUGUGUGUGCGCAUGUACCUACAGACAGAGUAUUUGUUUCCCCAGCCGUUCUUUCUGUGGUUUUAUUAUUAUUGUUAUUAUUACUGUUAUUAUCAUUUCGGGGUGGGGGGGUUGAUUUGUUUUCAGGAUAUUAACCAAAAGGUGUUUGAAAUUCAUGGCAUGAAAAACCCUAAAUGUAAAUCUGAGUACAUUGUGAUGCUGAUUAACAGAUUUUUCUGAAGCUUAUGUGAUGCUCAGUAUUUUCCUUAGGGAGUUUUGUUUAAUGUGAGAUCAUUGUUCUGAAGGAUGUUGGUCCUACUGGAAUCAAACUAAUGGAAAUAAAAUGCAUGUGUUACAAGUGUAGAAACGGUGAAGAAUUAAGUGUGAACUUACUGUACAAUACCGAUUCUGUUUUCAAACGAUCUGUUUCGCUGUUCAGUAGUUGACAUAUAAAAAUGCAGAUGUACUGUAAUUUAGCACUUUUUCAAUUGACCCUGUUCUCACUAUGACAGAAGUAAGGAGCACUUCUGUGGCUGUCAGGACCCAUCUCUCCUGAUGUGCGGACCCUGUGAAGCGCGUCAGGGAAGGGCCGAGCCUUUCAUCCUUCCUGCACAUUUUGGUACCAGAAUUGGCCAGAAGGAAAGGAAAGUGUGAGAGUCUCUUAGUCCCCUAGUGUUAACAGGGUGCAAAGUGUUACAUGUUCCGUACUGUACUGAAAGGGUUGGUUGGUCAGUGACUGUAUUGUACUGUAUGACAACGCAUAAAUUGCCUUGUAUUGUUUCUAAUGGACUGUACCAUGUCCCCCGUGGAUCUCCAUGUCCCUAGUUUUCCAACAAUGACGCAUGUUAUCAGUUAGGUCCUACAACUCUGUGGUGCUAACUCUCCCAUACCUGAUGGUGCUUCUGUGGACACUAACUGAGGACAUGCUGGCCAGAGCUUGAAGUUUCACAGUAUUUCUCCUCUGUUUGUACGAAGUGAACACACACACACACACUAAAUGAUAAACUUGAAUUUGUUUCAAAGCAUCAUUGACAAUCUAAUGUUUUCUAUGUGUGCUUUUAUUUGGGAUGGCUUUUCCAGAAAGCAGCUCUCUCCCCCUUGGCUCACAGCCACCCCUGUGCUCCAGUAGGCAGUCCUGUCCCCUUUCUCCAUGGCGAGCAUGGGGCCAGGAUUCAGUGUGACUCCUCUGCCUUUGGAGGUGAGCUGCUUCCCCAGCAGCUCUCUGCAUGCUUAUCUGUGCCUAAAAAGGACACCUGUGACCACUCCAUCCCCAGGUAGGUGAGCACUGUGGUGCUGCUCCAGCUCCUCCACAACCAAAAAUGGAGUCUGUGGCAAGAAUUGGCUUUUUACCAGAAGGGAGGGAACUACUGAAAGGGAGCUGGAAUUCCAACAGGCACCUCUGUCCUGUGGUGGGAGAGCCCAUGCAUGCAGCCCUGCUGGCAGAGGAGUCAGUGCUGGUUCUGGAGCUUCAUGGGCAGACCUUUCCCAUCCCAAGCCCCCUACACAAGCUGCUUUUUGGACAAAACAAAAUCUGAAUAUAUUUUAUAUCUAUUUGAAAACGAAGUCUGAUAUUUACCCCUGUUACCAACUGAAUUUGCGUAUUGUUGUUUGCCACAAUAUUUGUUCUGUCUUAAAAUAAAUUUGCUUACUUGUGUA